Messenger RNA from Triticum aestivum (bread wheat), 1857 nucleotides. RefSeq lists its product as uncharacterized. The transcript has 2 exons. Lineage: Eukaryota; Viridiplantae; Streptophyta; Magnoliopsida; Poales; Poaceae. The record is from RefSeq and is a predicted model, not a curated record. The coding region runs from base 1 to 1824 and encodes 607 amino acids.
AUGGAGAGCUCGACGAAGAAAGGCGCGGCUCGGGAGCUGAGAGUGGGCGGAGCAAGGAGGCUCGGGCGAACGGGCUCGACGGAGACGAACCGCAGCAGCACUCCGGUCAAUCGCCCCGCCAGAUGCGCAUGCCGCCGCCGAUUGGUCUGGCCUGCUGCAGGACCUCCUGCUGUCCAUCAUGGCGGCGCUGGAUGUCCCCAGCCUCGUCCGUUCCGGCGCCGUCUGCACGUCCUGGCGGGACGCCUACAGCACCUUCCGCUUACCCGCGCUGAAGCAAGCGCCGUGCCUGCUCUACGCCUGCGACGAGUACGGGCCCAAGGAGGCCGCCCUGUACGGCUGUACUGCCCCUCCACCAACGCCACCUUCCGUGUCCCCUUCCCCGGCCCACCGCACGAGAAGCGGGGCUUCGUCUUCUCGUGCCACGGCUGGGUGUUCGCUGCCGAUGAAGUCGGCGACCCGUACCUCUUCAACCCCACCACCGGCGUCCAGGCUGCGCUCCCACCGGUCAAGACGCUCUCGGGCCGCGAUGAGAACUUCUACGACGAUGACGGCAAGAAUGUCCUCACCCUCGAGGGUGUCGACGAGAACGGAGAUCCGAGAACCAACAUCCUCUGGGCACGAGAUAUUGAGUAUAUCCGGGUCGCCAUCUCCUCCGCAGCCGAGGUGACUGCAUGCACUGUCCUGAUCAUACACAAUCCAGAUUCGAUGCUCUCGUUUGCCAAGCCGGGCGAUAAGCAGUGGACAUUGCUCUCCGACCUUGAAACCGGUGUCAGUGAUGUUCUUUACAAUGAUAAGGACGGCCUGUUCUACGUUCUACAUAAUACUGCCUCCAUCAGUGCUGUGGAUCUCAAUGGGCUUCAGCCGAGGGUGACCAUGACCAUGCGUCCCACAUCGAGAAUGAGCAUUUCUGAUAUGUAUCUCGUCGUCGCGCCGUCGGGCCAAUUCCUGCAGGUGUGGAGGAUGCAGGCUACGAUAGAUACCCCACUCAAGAAUCACAAGACAUACAAAGACAUUGUGCCGUAUGUGAUCAAUGAUCUUAUUGAAUUGGCAAACGAGAAUGGCGGCGACAGGCUUAGUGAAACUGUCAUCGAAGACCAACAACACAUUGAUGCUAAGGAGGGGCGUCAUAAUGAGGUCAACACGACAGAGGUCCUAGUCUUCAAGGUUGACAUGGAUAGGCAGAAACUGGUAGAGCUUCAGCACAUUGGAGACUGCGCAAUCUUCCUUGGGUUCAAUGCCGCUGUGUGCCUUUCGACCAAAGACACAACAUUGGAACCAAACUGCAUCUACCUCACGGAUGAUUUUCACCAUCCAUCAUGUCACCCAAUGUUGCGGAAAGAUCUGGGUAUCUGGAACAUCAAGAAGAGGAUUAUGCAGAAGCUUGACGAUGUGUGGCCAAUCAUGCAUUCUUGGCUAGAUUUACCAGCUCCAAUUUGGAUCACACCGAGUUUAGCAUCGCCGGUGUGCUUGGCGCCGCCUAUUGCGGGGAGGGCAGCGACCACGACACGACGUGCGAGGAGGACCCAAUGCCGGCGUGAACUCGCGAGUGGGGUCCACGCGGGGGCCGCCGAUGGCUUAGGAUUGCCGCUGGUCGGACUACAAACGAUGGCUGCGGACCGGGAGGGGGCGGCGGUUUUCAAUUAUUAUUUUUGGGAUUGUGUGGUGACGAUGGGUAGGAUAGCUGAGCGUACGGUUGUACGUAUGGCACACACGUUCCGGCGAGCGAACAUGCGAAAGUGCGUACCUUUUGUCAAAAGAUUUGCAUUGAUUCUACUUUUCCUUUGUUUUCCUUUGUUUAUACUAGCAAUGCCCGCGCUCCCUUGAUACGUUAUGAUUAUGUAAGUUAUUUAAAUUUAG